AUGGCCCUCCCGGCUGCGAGCACCGCUGCCCUGCACGCCUGCACCCUAGAACGGGGAUUAACAGGCCUGAUCGCACACCGAACCACUCCGGAAACCGCACGAGCCCGCGAGCCCACCCUGCCUUCAGAGCGGCGCGUCCCACCGGGAAUCCCCAAACUUGCACCAACCGCCCGGCCCUCACGGCCGUCCCGCUGCCCGACAGAUGGCCAUGCCCCCCCCCUCACUCCCCUGGCUGACGUACCCCUAGUUCCCCCAAUCCCCAGCGCUGCUGAUCUGCCCACGCUCGCCGGACGCCCGGAUCAGGCGAGCCCCUUCUCCUGCCCACCGGCCACACGGCCGCAGGGGGGGGGGGGGGGCUGGGGGUGGGGGGGGGGGGGGGGGGGGGGGGGGGGGGGGGGGGGGGGGGGGGGGGGGGGGGGGGGGGGGGGGGGCCGGGGGGGGGGGGGGGGGGGGUGGGGGGGGGGGGGGGGGGGGGGGGGGGGGGGGGGGGGGGGUUGUUGA
Messenger RNA from Dicrocoelium dendriticum, 501 nucleotides. NCBI's taxonomy places the organism in Eukaryota, Metazoa, Platyhelminthes, Trematoda, Plagiorchiida, Dicrocoeliidae. The record is from the annotation of a GenBank genome assembly.